AUGGCAGAGUUCGAGUAUAAUGCCAACCCCGGCAGGGUGAUCUUUGGCAGCGGUACCAUCAAGAAGCUGCCCGCCGAGCUGGAACGCCAGAAGCUCUCGCGGCCGCUGCUGCUCACCACCCCGGAGCAGGUCGGCCAAGGUGAAGAUCUCAAGGCCGUGCUGGGCGGGAACGUCGCCGGCGUCUUCAGCAGAGCCACGAUGCACACGCCCACCAGCGUAACCGACGAAGCCCUCAAGCACGCCCAAUCCGUGGAGGCAGACUGCGUCGUCUCCAUCGGCGGCGGCUCCACCAUCGGCCUGGGCAAGGCGAUAAGCAUCCGGACGGGGCUACCGCACAUCUGCAUCCCGACGACGUACGCGGGCAGCGAGAUGACGCCCAUCCUGGGUGAGACGGCGGACGGCGCCAAGAAGACGCGCUCCGACCCCAAGAUCCUGCCGGGAACCGUCAUCUACGACGUGGACCUGACCAUGACGCUGCCCGCCGGCAUGAGCGCCGUCAGCGGUGUCAAUGCCAUUGCACACGCCGUCGAGGCCCUCUACGCCCGCAACACCAACCCUAUCAUCAACCUGCUCGCCGCCGAGGGCACCAAGGCGCUCGCCUCCUCCCUGCCCGCCAUCGUCGCCAACCCUUCUGACCUGGAGGCGAGGUCCAAGGCCCUGUAUGGCGCCUGGCUCUGCGGUACGUGCCUUGGCAGCGUUGGCAUGUCGCUGCACCACAAGCUCUGCCACACCCUCGGCGGCAGCUUCGGCCUGCCCCAUGCAGAGACGCACACCGCCGUGCUGCCUCACGCCCUGGCGUACAAUGCCCCUCGGGUCCCAGACGCGAUGGCGAAGCUAGCCGAGGCGCUGCCGGGCAGCAACGGCGACGCGAUCCAGGGACUGAACAUCCUGCUGGAGAAGCUGAAGGUGAAGAGGGGCCUGAAGGACUUUGGACUGAAGGAGGAGGACGUUGACAAAGCUGCCGACAUUGCACGCUACAGCUUCGGCGACAUGUAA
Molecule: messenger RNA, 996 nt
Organism: Diaporthe amygdali
Lineage: Eukaryota; Fungi; Ascomycota; Sordariomycetes; Diaporthales; Diaporthaceae
Product: maleylacetate
Exons: 2
Coding region: 1-996 (331 amino acids)
Biological process (GO): protein histidyl modification to diphthamide
Cellular component (GO): mitochondrion
Molecular function (GO): 2-(3-amino-3-carboxypropyl)histidine synthase activity; maleylacetate reductase activity; alcohol dehydrogenase (NAD+) activity
Source: RefSeq, a predicted model, not a curated record